This is a messenger RNA of Porites evermanni, 7539 nucleotides long. Lineage: Eukaryota; Metazoa; Cnidaria; Anthozoa; Scleractinia; Poritidae. The record is from the annotation of a GenBank genome assembly.
AUGCCUUUCAGCUGUAGAUUUUACAAACAUAAGUACCCAGAGAUUGACGAUGUAGUGAUGGUCAAUGUUCGAAGCAUCGCGGAGAUGGGAGCUUAUGUCAAUCUGCUCGAAUACAACAACAUCGAAGGGAUGAUUCUUUUGAGUGAGUUGUCGAGGAGGCGAAUUCGUUCAAUCAACAAGCUUAUCAGAGUCGGUAGAAACGAAUGUGUGGUAGUCAUUCGUGUCGACAAGGACAAAGGUUUGUCGCUUAAAUAAUUGUCAGAAUUAUGCCGACGCUCUCGCGAUCUUGAUUUCCACUUACAGAUAAUAGUAAGCACUAAUGGUCAGGUGCACGUCUUUAAGCUUAGCCUACAAAUAUUAUUGUAAGCUCACAUUAAAAAGAGUUUUAAUUGACGCUAAAACUGGUGGAGACAACAAUAAUACACUUUUUAAUGAAAGAGAAACACAUUAACUGUGUUAGAGUGGUGACCUUCAUUUAAAAACUUCAGAAUAAGGCGAUGGUAAGAAAAAGUAUAAGACUUAUUGUACUAAGCUUAUAUUAAUUAUUAUUAUUAUCAUUCAUUCGAAAUACUUCUCCCUAUCUGACUGACUCAAACUCCCUGGCUAAUUCCUCAUAACCAGGCAGCAUUGACCCAAUUUCGAAGGCUAAGUUGGAUACCAAAUUUUGCAGAAAAUUGUGUCAAUGUUGCGGAACAACCUACAUAAAAAGGCAUGGCAACUGAGAAGUCUUGGCAGUGAGAUUGCAUUGUUUUGGUAGAACUAGCAAAAAAAUGGCCUUGGUGGAAGACUACCUUGUCUCGUCCUCAUUUAAUAAUUUCUAAAUAUCAUUACUAAUUACUAGUUUUAGGACCGUACUAAGUAAAGCCCGGUAGGUUAAUUACUGGUUUAACCUGAGAACUGAUUUGACCUUCAACAUUCACAGCAGAGAGGCUGAGCAAAUUUUAAAAGAAGCAAAUACUGUAUUUGCUUGAGUGAGCACCUGGGCACUUAUUUAAAAUGACAACUAAAAGGAUGGGCGCUUUUUGAAAGGAGGACUCGUAAUCAAGUGGGGCAUUUAUUAAGUUUUUCUUUCAACAAAGUGUAACAAUGUUUUGGCCAAAUCUUAACAGUCUUAUGUUUGUUAUAACAGAAGUCAUAAUCAAGCAUACCAUAGUCCCAUUGAACACUUAACACAGAAAUGUAUCAGUAUGCAUUGUUUAUGUCAUCAUCCUUGAAUCCUUAUCAAUAAUAUGCAGAUAUUCACAUUCCUCUUGUAUCCCUAAUAUUGUUUUAAGAAACGUAUGAGGAGGAGAGGGGGGGGGCCUUAUUCGAGGGGAGUGUUUGUUUGAUAUUAUAGCCUAGCGGAUGGGCGCUUAUUCAGGAGAGGGUGCUUAUUAGAGCCUGGGCGCUUAUUUGAAGAAAUAUGCUAAUUAAAAAUCAACAUAAUGGUGUUAAGAAUUCCAACUGGCAGGAAACAAACCAGUUGGCUAUUUACAAGCACCGCCAAAGAUUUAAACUUGGAACUGCUGAGAAAAACUUUGGCUUCUGGUCAGAAUGGCAACUUUUGGCAACUUGAUAUUAGAAGAUCCUGGAGCAUUAAAUUUUAAAGUGGAGAAAAAUUUUAGGUUAUGACUGGAAUACUUUGCAGGAUACAUUGAUUUGUCAAAGAGAAGAGUUUCCCCCGAAGAAAUCAAGAAAUGUGAGGAAAAGUUUACAAAAGCGAAAACAGUAUGUGAUGCAACUGAUGUAUUUACUUUUAUUAUCUGUAUUUCAUCUAUUUUUAUAAAUACAUGAACAGGGUUCGUAUGAUUCUUGAAAAUCCUUGAAAACCCUUGAAUUUUAAGAGUCCUUGUUCAAGUCCUUGAAAGUCCUUAAAAUUCUCUUUCGUUCAUUUUGGUUCUUGAAAGUCCUUGAAUUUUAAUGGAAGAACAUUUUGAUAAGAAGCAUCGUCACUAUUAUUACCUUGUUCGUUUCGGAAGGUAAUUCUUUGAUAAGUACCGGUACUCACAAACAAAUUUUUAUAAAAAUGGUUGCCAUUAAGAAAAAAGGCCCAUUAUUAUCAGGAUAUUUUUAUAGUUUAUUUGGAACCUGUGUUAAAAGUAAUAAAUAAGGUCCUUUAAAUUUAAAAAAGUGGUCCUUGAAAGUCCUUAAAAAGUCCUUGAAUUUUAUGGCAGAAAAAGUGUAUGGACCCUGAGGAAUUAUACAUACAUUGAAACGUUUACUGAAAUUCAUUUUAAAAUGGCUUGAACUAUCUUAGUUUGAUUCUCCUUUCCUUUUGUCUCCUAGCCCUAAUAAAGAAUUAUUCACGAUUAUGAUUAAAUAGGGACGGAACAGAUUGGGGUCGGAACCAAUGGAAGAUUGCCGAAUAGCUAGCACUAGGCUGAAACCACGUGUAUCUUUAAAAAUCUGAAGUCAUUUUUGGAUUUAAAAAAAAGACUGUAUAUGAAGUUUUUUUUAUUCAAAUAUUUGACAGAUAGCAUAGGCUAUUUUCUAAGUUAAAAAAAAACAAGGUUUCAUGACUGAAAAUAAGUUUUUUUACAUCAGAAAAAAAAAUGUUAACAAGAGCCAACUAAUCUUCUGGAACAAUUUUAGAUCUUAUCUUCUUUAAGUGCAAUAUUUAUGAGAUUCUGCUAAUUGGAACAGAGACCAACUUUGAACACUCAAAAACAAUUCAUUCCAGUGAAACUCUUUACCUGGUUAUUUCAUCCUUUUGUACUUCAAAUUUUAAUGUUAUAUUACACAACAUUUGUUUUCUAUAUAUCUAUUGUCUAUAGUCUUUGUUCUUUUGCAUUUUGAUGAUGUUGGUAUGCCGUUGCCAAAACACGUGUUAAUAAUGUUGUUUAUUAUCAUUAUGAUAAUAAAAACUUUUACUUAUUUUUUAUCCAAGACCUCGCACUUACCCAUAUUUUUGAAAAGGAAGCAAGCUGAGGAUAUUUAAAUUGGAAAUGUCCUAUUUUUGUCUUAUAAGCAAUCUUUAUAACAGGGCUGUACUAUGAAGAUCUCAAGUUAUUGAGUGUGCAAUUUGUAAGCACCAGAUAGAGAAUUGAAUUAUAGGAAGUUCUGGCCCGAGAAAGCAGCUGACAUUUGGCAACGCUACCACUGGUUUCCUGCCAAUGAAGUCUGAGAAACGAGCACAGAAAUUCCAUACUGGUGAUGCAUGACUACCCAGAUCUGGGUAGUGUUUUUGAUUGGUCGUGCCGCGUGGGAAAUUUGAUUCAACCAAUCAGAAGCACUACCCAGAUCUGGGUAGUGAUGCAUCAUCAGUAUGGAAUUUCUGCGCUCGUUUCUCAGACAUCAUUUGGCGGGGAAACCAGUGGUAGCGUCGCCAAAUGUCAGCUGUUUUCUCAGGCUAAGGAAGUUCUUUUGGUUCUGUUUUCUUUUGUUUCCUAUGAAAGUACCUAGGGUCAUACUUAUAGUGUUAGGGAGAAAUCCUUAGCCCACAGACCUUGGUGACAGCCAUGCAGUUGUAAUAUCUGCAUCUCAUUUGAUUUUUGUUAUUAAAAAAAAGACAGUUAUGUGUUUUGUUCAGGUUUACAGUAUUUUGAGACACUGUGCAGAGAUUUUGGGAUAUGAAACAGAUAAACAGCUGGAGGAACUUUAUGAGAAAAGUGCUUGGUAUUUUGAUGAAAAGUACAAGUCUCCAGGAAGCUCUUAUGAGGUUUUCAAAUUAGCUGUGGGGUAAGUAUCUUAAUUAAAUAAGAAUUUUGAAAAUAACUACAUUUACUGUAAAUGUAUAUCGUAAAUUUACUUGGACCAUGACCCCAGAAUAAAAUUUUCUGGUUUUUGAGUCAGUAGAAAACAUCUUACAAUAAAUUAGAUUAUUUUAGUGUUUGCCAAGAGAAGGCACUGCCCCUUGAUUAAAACUGUUCAAAAAUAGUACAAGAUGUUUUGCUUACUGUCAAGAAGUUAGAUCAUUUGUUUAAGUUCCGAGCAUAAAACAUGAGUUUGAGAGAUAAGAGUCAUUGCCUUAAAUACAUGUAGGUGCUUUUAUUUUCACAACUUGCAAGAAUUCCAUUUUAGAUACAUGUAGGCAUUUCCAUUACAUUCUCCCCCACAUGCCACUUUAAACUUGUAAGGUUAACAGACACUCUCUUGAAGUCUGUGACAGUUGUAUUGUAAAGCUAAUAUACUGUAAACUUUAGUUGUAAGCUUCCCUCCCCUCCCUAGCCCCCCACGCAGAGGUUCUUAGGGGUUCGUCACCCGUUCCUGCCCCACUAACGUCUGCUGAAACAAAGAGCCACUUCCGUUCCCAGAUAUGGACCAAUCAAAGCGUAGCCCUGUUUUCCAACUAUGGGUAAACUCUUGUUUACCCAGGACUAGAUAGUGGACUAAAAAGGUUAUGUGUUGUGUUGAUGUCUGAAGCGUUUGGUAUUAGGGCGUUAAAACCGUAUCAAACAAAAGCCAUGGUUCAAUUUUUGCAGAAGAAGAUUGAUGUGUUUUGAAAUCUUUUAACUGGAUGUGUAAGGUCACCUGUUUAUUAAUUUGGUUUUGACUCAGUUAUUGAAGCUUCUGGCCAUGUUGUGGUUGUGGUUUUGCCACUUGUAACAAAACAAAACAAAACAAUCAAGAAUGUUUCAUCUGAUUUUCAUAUUCCUUGAAGGUGGUCAGAUAAAACUCAUCAUCUAUUCCUCUUCCUUUCAACCCAUUUAUUGACAUGCCAGAUACGAAUAAAAUCAUUUUUUGACUUUUGUCUGGGGCCCAGAAAAGAAAGGUCAUUGUUUACAGUAAUGGAGUUGUUACUAGGUAGGGCUCCACUGCACUAAGGCUGCAUUUAUGGUAGAUGAGAUUCUUUUGGAUUCAUUAAAGCCAUUAACUCAACAUGCCUGCAGACACAUGAAUCUGAAAUUAAAAUGUCCUAAUUUGGUUGCAUGUCUAGAGGUUUUGAAUCUAGAAUCUAAAGUACAUACUUUGUAUCCAAAUCAGUCUUAUCAGUUUUGUUGAUGUGUGUAAAUGUUACAGGUCAAAAUUAUAUUGAGGUUAAAAUUUUUAAACCUAGGUUGAUUCUCAACUUCCUUUUCAUGAAUUAGGGCUAGGAGACAAAGAAAAAAUUAAUAGAGAAUCAACCUAGGUUAAAGGAUUUUAACCUGAAUUUUAGUUUUGACCUGUGAUGCUUGGAAAUUGGAUAGCCUAAGUGUGAUAAAUCCAGAAACAUUUUAUGAAUCCAGAAAAACCUCCUUUGAUGUAAACAUAAUGCCUUGAAUAAACUGUAUUGAGUUACAUGUAAAUUGUGCUGUGUUUUAUCCACAAAUAUAUGACUUUUCUUUGUUCAGCGAUCCAACAGUGCUAGAUGAGCUGGAUCUGGAUGAGAAAACUAAAUCAACUCUGUUAACUAAUAUCAAGAGAAGGCUAACUCCUCAAGCUGUCAAGGUCCGUGCUGAUGUGGAAGUGUCAUGUUAUGCUUAUGAUGGUAUUGAUGCUGUGAAGAAUUCCUUACUUGAGGGACUGAAAUGCUCCUCAGAAGAUGUUCCUAUUAAGGUUUGUUAUGCCUAAUAAUAAUUCAUAGUAUCCUCAUGGUAUUUUCACAGUAUGUCAAAUUGGCUUCUGUUGAAGACUAUAGUUGUGUCACCUCUUUUUAUCUUGAUUCAUGGUUUUCUUUCACACACCUCCACAUUUUUCAGGGCCCAGUUGCUCGAAGCAUGGUUAGCGUUAACCAGCGUUUAAUACCUUGACAGCGUAUUGGUUUUGAUACUGCUUAACCAAUGGUUAAAGCUAACCAUGCUUUGAGCAACUCAGCCCAGAUUUUUUUUAAUAAUUUAAGUCUAUUUUCUUGUUAUGUGAAAGAAAUGAAACUCAGAACUUUAAACUUGAAGCUUCAAAUUUAUUCCUUUUUUGUAGUGAAACCAGUAAAGUAGUUAUUCUUCACAAUGGUGUCAUUUUGCGUCAAUUUCAAGCUAGUUAGUAGACUUGACUUAAAAUCUAGUUUACAGUAGUUUGGAAUUUUAGUUAAACUUUUGCAGGCCAAAUGAGGGAUUUGCCAUUAACCCAAAGUACAUAUACAUUAAGUUAAACUCACAAAACCUAAAGGUUUUAUCAGUGUAUAUUCACACAGCAGGCUAAAACUUUAAUGUACCAAAUCAUUUCCCUUUCCUCUUUCAGAUAAAUUUGAUAGCAGCUCCAUUGUAUGUAAUAACCACGACCACCUUGGAUAGAGAUGAUGGCCUCAAAGGUUUGACUUUAGCUGUGGAAGCCAUCAAAACUACCAUCAAGAAAUAUGGUGGAGACUUCAAUGAAAAAGUCGCAGUAAGUAAUUCCUCCCAAUAACAUCUUUGAGUCAAAACCAACUGGCCCUGAACCAGUGGAAAGGCAUAGCUGCUACUGAUUUACAUGUAUGAGAGAGUUUGGCUCUUUUUUUGCUAUACAUUGAAACCAGUAAAUUUAAGAAUAAUUUACUGUAGAGGAAUGAGUAUCUUUGUGCUCAAUAUCCCUUCAAGUGAUGAAUAUCAAAAAAUGCUGCUUUCUUGUAACUCGAAACACGAAACUUGAGUUUCGAGACUUGAGAAUAAGACUUGAUUUUGCAUCUAGUGGAAACUCAAAUGAUUUUGAGACAUGAGAAUCGAGUUUUGAGGUGGAACGGGUUAAUACUGUCAACUUACUUUUGGGUGUUGCUGUAUUUUUAAACCAGCUGACUUGACUUACUGUGUGUGGAUGUCCUGAAGCAUACCAAUGGCAAUCCUGUUUGAGUUUCGAAAUGCACAAGUUGCAUCAGCUUGACAUUUGUGCAAUCGGGGAGGCAGUACAACGCAGUAUUUAGAGCUCUGAAGGCAAAAUAUGCAACCACAGGUUUCUUAGCUUCUCUGGCCAUGAGCUAGGCAUGACAACCCUAGUAAUAGUAAGUUGAGCUACAUGGCUAAUAUGCUAAUGCCUCAUAAAGAGUCAGCUGCAGGAUUGUCAACUGGGGUCUUCAAUCAUGUUAUGUUUGAUUUCAGUUAUGAGUUUAUGAUUAAACUAGGCAUAAUUAUUUCUUUUGCCGUAGUAAUGAAUUUAACAUUUUUUUUCCUGUUUUAGCCUAAAGUGGUGACAGAAAGUGAUGAAGUUGAGCUUGCCAAACAAAUGGAAAGACUUGAAAGGGAAAAUGCUGAAGUAGAUGGUGAUGAUGACAACCCUGAUGAAGAGGAAAUAUCAGAAGAAAUUUAAUGCAUUUGUCCUCUCCCACAAAACUCCAUACAGUGUGUAAUUGGCUGACUUCUUAUAAUAGUGUGGUGUAUUGAGCUAUGCAUCUACCACCUUUGUAAUUCAGCUAUCAUUUGUUUUGAAAUGUUGCAUAAAUGACACAUACUAUAAAGUAUCCAAGAGAUUCCAAAACAGAAGCAUUUGACCUUCAAAUUAAAAAAAUACUUGAAAAACUGGGGAAAAUGUUUGUGUUCCUUACAUAUCACAGAAGUUUCUGCAAUGCGGCAAAAUUGUUGUAGAACAGUGUGUGACAUAUUGUAUGAUGUGGAGUAUCGUAUAACCAUCUGCAAGGAGACAGACUUGUCUAGAGUACUCGCAUUUUAGAUCUCUCUGUGCUCAAAUUUUUGCCAUUUUAUUGCCAAACAUACAAAAAUUAUGAUUGAAAUAGUG